This is a messenger RNA of Stegastes partitus (bicolor damselfish), 2008 nucleotides long. RefSeq names its product target of Myb protein 1. Bases 140 to 1711 code for a protein of 523 amino acids. Gene Ontology annotation, cellular component: membrane; endosome. Lineage: Eukaryota; Metazoa; Chordata; Actinopteri; Pomacentridae. Gene Ontology annotation, biological process: signal transduction. The transcript is spliced from 15 exons. Gene Ontology annotation, molecular function: ubiquitin binding; phosphatidylinositol binding; clathrin binding. The record is from RefSeq and is a predicted model, not a curated record.
UUCACGUGACUUCUCUCAGAGUCUGUGCGCCUCUGAAGCAGCAGCAGAGACGCUGAAAGCAAAAGGAAACGCCGCAGUUUGGAGCUCAAGAAAAAAAAAACUGCUGCAAUUUUAAAGCGGACUGUGACAGCCAUCUAGGAUGUUUUCACUCGGGGAAAAAAUGGAGUUUCUCAUUGGAAACCCCUUCUCUACGCCCGUCGGUCAGAGAAUCGAGCAAGCAACCAUUGGCUCUCUACAGUCGGAGGACUGGGGCCUCAACAUGGAGAUUUGUGAUAUCAUCAACGAGACGGAUGAGGGGCCCCGAGAUGCAGUCAAAGCUAUUAAGAAGAGAAUAGUAGGAAACAAGAACUUCAGAGAGAUCAUGUUGGCUCUCACUGUUCUUGAGGCCUGCGUGAAGAACUGCGGCCAUCGCUUCCAUGUUUUGGUGGCCUCGCAGGAGUUUGUUGAAGGGGUUUUGGUUCGGUCCAUUCUGCCCAAAUACAACCCCCCUGCUGUCCUCCAUGACAGGGUUCUUAGCCUCAUACAGUCAUGGGCCGACGCAUUUCGUAGCUCUCCCUCCCUUGUGGGGGUGGUGUACGUAUAUGACGACCUGAGGAGGCGAGGCCUGGAGUUCCCCAUGACAGACCUGGACGCUCUGUCCCCCAUCCACACUCCAAACAGAAGUAUUCCAGAAAACGGGGCUCCAGAAGCGACCCCUGUCACUGCUCCCACAAGCCAGUCGCAACCAGCAGCUCCUUCCAGUGCUCCCAGUCAGAGUAGCUCACCUCCAGUCCAGCCCAGUGAAGGACCAGCAUCACUUUCUGCAGAACAGGAACAGAAGCUGCGCAGUGAGCUGGCAUUGGUGAAGGGAAAUCUGACAGUGAUGUCCGAAAUGCUAAAUGAGCUAAAACCAGGACAGAGUCAGCCGGAUGAUACAGAGCUGCUACAGCAGCUGUUCUCAGUGUGUCAGAAGAUGCAGACUCGAGUGGUGGAGCUGAUUCCUCAGUUGAUAGAUGAAGGAUUUAUUGAAGAGCUGCUUGUGGUCAACGAUGACCUCAACAACGCCUUCAUCCGCUAUGAGAGGUUUGACAGGCUGAACAAGGCACAAAUUCCAAACACCCAGCAGAGCUCUACCUCGAGCCCCAUCGACCUCAGUCCUGAGCCUUCCACUGUCAGACAACCUGCUGUAAUUGCAACAAGCAGCCAAUCAACAAAGAAGAGGAGGAGUUUGACAUGUUUGCCCAAACCAGAGGCAGCUCCCUGGCAGAGCAGAGGAAAAGUGUCAGAUAUGAGGAUCCAGGAGCUGUGGAGGGCCUCGCCGGAGCUCUGGACACAAGGUUGCAGGUCACAGCAGGGAUGCAACCAUCAAAAAACACCCUGCAGAACAAUAUCGACAAAUGGUUGUCUAAUGAUAUGCAGGAGGACCAGUCUUCAGUUUGUGAGGGAGUCUCCAGUGAAGAGUUUGAUAAGUUUCUGGAGGAUCGGGCGAAGACGUCGGACUACAGCAGCCAGACAAUUCGCAGCGUGCCGUCCUCCACACCCAGACCGCCGCCAUCGCAAUCCAGCCGGCAACAGGACACGUCGCACGACCAGCUUUUCUCGCUCUGAAUGUGCGAACGAACGGGAGGAAUCGAGUGGAGGUCAACAUAGUCAUAUCAUCAAAUUAAAAUGUGCCUACAAUCAAACACACACACACACACACACACUCUGUGCCAAGUCAGGUUUUCUCUGACAGCGCACACACAGGAAUUAAAACCUGCAAACAGAACUACUGCCUAAUCAACUCUUUUCAUAAAUGCUGUAUUUGUCUGUAUGUCUGCUGUUUGUUAUCUAGAUGUACAUAUAAGCAACUUUAUGUGACUGUAUUUAAGAUGUAUGAUUAUAAUAUUGAGGUAAACAAAAAAACUUAGAUGUUUACAGUUGGAUAUGAUGCAGAAAAUAUAUUUGCUAUCAUACCAUCAUGUGCCUUUGACCCAGAGAGCUGAUUUUGUGUAGAUGACAAUAAAUGGAGCCUCGUUGCCCAAACAUG